GUGUUUCUGUCCUUCCAGUUUCCCAGCAUGCUCUGGCUGUGGUGGUGGUGGAGGUGAAUGAGGGGGAAAGGUCUGUCCUGCUGCCCUGUCUAUACUCAGAUUCUAUACUUGAGGACAAUCCCACAGUGAUGUGGACUCGCAGUGACCUCGAUCCCAAAUCUGUACACCAACGACGAGAAGAAGGAGAUGAUCCUACAGGACAAAACCAGCGUUACAGCAGACGCACAUCAAUGAAUCGUUACGCUUUCAUAAUAAAAGACUUCAGCCUCACUCUAAGGAAACCCACAAAGACUGACAGCGGCAACUACACCUGCUCCAUCAGUGCUGGAGGAAAAGAACGGAGACUCAGAGACACCCAGCUACAGGUCAAAGACCAGCAGGUGGAGGUGAAGGUGAGGGAAGGAACAGGGUCUGUCAUCCUGCCGUGCAAAACAAAAGCCGACCUGCCUGAGGACACCACAGUGGAGUGGACUCGCUCUGACCUCGGACUCAUCACAGUCCAUGAGUAUUCUAACAGAAAUGAUGAGCUCAUGACUCAGGAUGAAGUUUACAGAGACCGAACGAAGAUGAAUGAAGACCUGCUGAGAACUGGAGACCUCAGUCUGACCCUGAAACAGCCCAAAGUGAAAGACACAGGACGAUACAUCUGCACCAUCUACAGGGACAAAGACAUCCUGAGACAAAAAGUCAUGUUGCAGGUCAAAAAACCAUUUCCAUCCUGGGUCAAAGAUCUUCUGGUUCUCCUGUUUGUCUUUGUGAUUUUUGGAGGUCUUUUAUAUUAUUUACGUCACUAUUACAUGUCAGAUUACCAAGUGGAGGUGGAUUCAGGGGUGGCGUCUGUCAAGCUGCCCUGCAAAACUAUAUUUAAAUUCCUAAAACACACUAAAGUGGAGUGGAGGGACAGAAACAACAGGAAGGUCCACGUGUAUCAGAACGGCUCUGACCAGCCUGAAAAACAGCACCGGUUUUACAGAAACCGAACAGAGAUGAAAAGGACAUCUCUGCUGAAACCUGGAGACCUCAGUCUGACCCUGACAUAUCCAACGGAUGACGACAACUUCACCUACACCUGUACCAUCUACAGCAGGAAAGGAAACAUACUGACAAGGAAAAAUGUGCAGCUCCAUGUCAGAGGUCAGUGCUGCUUAUACAGGUGAGAGGUCAGAACAUAGUUUUUACUUUGUUUCUCCCUGAAUCCCACACAGUGCUCAUGUCUGUGGCGUGAAUCGUGACAACCCCAACUCCAACUCUGUACAGUGGCUUCGCUCCCAUGACAAACUCUGUUCCCAAUACAAGUGAGAAAACACAUCAUUUAAACCGGCAAGCAACACACACAAAGUACUCACUAACAAACCCAUCAUGAACUCAACGAUCCAGCACCAACUGAAGCUCAGCCAGUAGAGCUGGCGACAUUUGAUGAGCAACAGGUGUGUCUGGCUUCUCCUUGUCCUAAUGACGCUUAAAAACCAGCCUUCCUGAUACACACAGACACAUACACACACACAUCGAGACAUAAACAGGGAAACAAGGGACCUUGAGAAGCCGAGAAAAAACCUACAACAGCAGAGUAUGCCUACACAGACACACAGGCAGGGCGCAUCAUGAGGACCGCCAGCCCAGGAUAAACUCCAAACCCAGAAAUAUCAACAAGUCCAAAACACAAGAGCCCUGGAUCAUCAGACCCAGACCCAUGACAGUGCUGCCAUCAAAAUGCCUCUCUUUGGUUUGACGCUGUCUCCAACAUGAAUGGAAGCAGAUGGUCUUUAUAUUAAUGGAAUCAAUGACACACCAGAUCACCUAAAAAUGAAUAAUAAAUCUGCUGGAACUGUCAUACCCCAAAAAGUUGAUUCUGUUCAUCUGGACGUAACAUUUUCACUGGGAGAAACGUUUCGUCACUCAUCCAAGUGACUUCUUCAAUCUCAGCUGACUGCAGGUUUCCCCAAUCUUAUAAACGGUACAUUUGCACGGAAACUAGAACCACUGAAUGAACAAAGGGCUGGGAGGUUGAUCCUUGAUCAUUAGUAUGCAAAUUCUCAUGACCAUUGAUCAACAACCACUGGUCAAAGACCACUAAUCAAUGGCCAUGAGUACCA
Messenger RNA from Haplochromis burtoni (Burton's mouthbrooder), 2093 nucleotides. RefSeq lists its product as uncharacterized. The transcript has 4 exons. Lineage: Eukaryota; Metazoa; Chordata; Actinopteri; Cichliformes; Cichlidae. Bases 129 to 1157 code for a protein of 342 amino acids. Gene Ontology annotation, biological process: positive regulation of T cell proliferation; immune response; T cell costimulation. Gene Ontology annotation, cellular component: external side of plasma membrane. The record is from RefSeq and is a predicted model, not a curated record.